AUGGCUGAAAGAGACAUACAGUCACCAACAUCCGGGCAAACCAGCAACGAUUCUGAUGCCAACCCUGCGAGACGGCACAGUCUCAGAGGGUUUAGGCAUGGAAACAGACACCACCAAAAGGUCAAAUUCUCCGACGUUGCUGAUGAUGCGGGAGAGCCUCUGGUCGAGACUGGCACGCACGGAUCUGUCCCAAUAAUCCGCUUACCCGAUUCUGAAGAUGUCACGGACCACGGUCUUCCAGCUACGAACUGGGCGGGAAUCACGAAUGCUGCUGCGGCUCAAGCCCAGGACCGGGCGAGUCGCCUCGCCAAUAGAUUAAGCCAUUCUCACACACAACCGAGACCACCCUCAGGAAUUCUUAUUUCUCAAAGCACCACUCCCCAAACGUUGGCUUCUCCGAAUUCAUCUCCUCCUUCAAAGCCACUGAGUGACUGGCUAGUCAAUGACGAUGAUAUCCCUUUAGAACCACUCGAGAAAGACAAACGUCCCUACACGCUACAUGACGAAACUAGUGACGACGACACAGAGAACGAAGACCCCAAAGCUCUGCACCGAGAUAAUGAGAAUAUUCAGGAGGCGAGACGGCUCAUCAGAACGCUGACUAGCGGACCACAUGCGACGGCAUGGCAAGAGGAGUCCCGUUCUGGAGCAGAGACACCUGCAGUCGACAAGCACCUUCAUGAUUUGGAUUAUGUUCCUCCACCUGAUCAAUAUCGUCCCAGUGUCUUUGGCGCUCUUCUUGCUUCGAAAUUGGCACAUUUGCAACGGAAUGGAGUUACACAUCCUACAUACCACGAAGACCCCGUCUCACAGCCACCCAACCGAUACUCUCCAAGAGGGUUCUAUUCCAGAAGCCAUUCUCGCGCGGACUCUGAGAGUCAUGAUCAUUCCACACCAUCAUCCGGAAGAGCCACGCCUUCUAAAAGACCGAAGUGGUAUGAUAGAGAUGAUCGUGACCGCCACUCAACUGGAUCUCUGGCAACCUUAUUGGCUCAAGCAUCCAUGACUUCAACAGCAGCGGCUGUGCCUCAAAGCAGCAACUAUGUGCCUCGUCCGCCCUCUCAACAUUCAAAGUCCUCGAAUGGCAUGAUUGCAACAGCGGUGGAUAUGAUCAAACACCCCGCAAACUACUUCCAUCACAAGUCCACACCGUCCCUUCUGAUAGAUGAGGAGCGAGUCGUCCUAGAUGUUGCUGAGAUUAUUGCCUGCCGAAAGUACUUGAAGAAGCUCGCUCGGUGUCUGAUGGCUGUUGGAGCACCGACUCACCGUCUCGAAGAAUACAUGAAGACCUCAGCUCGAGCACUCAACAUUGAUGGUGAUUUUCUCUAUAUGCCAGGCUCGAUGCUUGUUUCCAUCAACGAUAGAGUUACUAUGAGCACAGAAGUCACUUUGGUAAAGGAGUCACAGAGCGUCGAUCUCGGAAGGUUCAGAGACGUCUUUGACGUAUACAAGUUGGUCAUCCACGGCAAAUACACCGCUCAACAGGGGACUGCUGAUCUAGACGACAUCAUGAAGAAGCGCGGCCGACAUCCUCUUCCUCUCCGGAUUUUUGCGUACGGCAUAGCAGCCAUCGCCGUGGGCCCAUUUGCUUUCUCCGCUCGGCCGGUUGACUUUGGUCCAAGUUUCAUCCUGGGAUGCAUCCUGGGCUGGUUACAGCUUGUGGUGGUAACCCGGUCGGAACAAUUCUCGCACGUAUUCGAAAUACUUGCUUCCGUUCUCAUCUCGUUCACUUCACGGGGCCUAGGUUCCAUCUACCACAAAGGUACUGCCGUGUUUUGUUUCUCGGCUAUUGCGCAAAGUAGUAUAGCCCUGAUCCUGCCGGGGUACAUGGUGCUGUGCUCUGCUUUGGAAUUGCAAAGUAAAAGCAUUGUGUCAGGGUCGGUCAGGAUGGUCUACGCCAUUAUAUAUUCACUGUUUCUUGGGUUUGGAAUCCUGGUCGGCACAGUCAUUAUGGGCCUCAUCUAUCCUCAAGCACAGAGUGACGUGACCUGUAAUAUUCCGGUUUGGUGGAACGAUUCCAACCACGGGCCCAAACUCCUGUAUGCGAGAUUUAUCUGGGUUCCGAUAUUUGCAAUAUGCCUGGCUAUCAUCAAUCAGGCGAAGUGGAAACAAAUGCCGGUCAUGACUCUGAUCGCUUUUGUCGGCUAUCAAUCAAACUUCUGGAUCUCUACCAAGCUCUCGAACAAUAUCCAGGUGGCCAACGCAAUCGGUGCCUUUGCGAUCGGAACAAUGGCCAAUCUCUAUUCUCGCUUCUUCCACGGUCUUGCGGCAGCCGCCAUGUUGCCGGCGAUAUUCGUUCAGGUCCCCAGCGGACUAGCUGCGAGUGGGAGCCUGGUGGCAGGCAUCACGAGUGCCGAUCAAAUUACUGGGAACGUGACAGGAGUAAGUAUCAUCAACAACGGCACUGCGGGCUUCUUGGACGCGCAGAACAGUACAACCAGUGCGGACGUUUACGGCGGCACGAUUUUCAAUGUUGGGUAUGGGAUGGUUCAAGUGGCAAUUGGUAUUAGCUUCCACGGACGAUUUCCUGCUGCGUACCUUCUGACAUAUUAUCCACCCAAUAUGACGACAGCACACCGACCGACGUUUGACCCUGCACGAGGCAAAGAAGCGCAACGAGGACCAGCUUAUCAUCAACGGCUAUUACCUGCGCACACUCUUCUCAAAGUCCGACAGCCCGGUCAAGGCGGCGCCGCAGAAGCUGAGCAGAGAGAUCUCCGUGCAGAAUUACUUGCGGCAGAAGCGGCUCAUUUUGCAAAGACGAAGGGGACAAUCGCAGAACCCACGAGCAGCCCCUCGAAACCUAUAAAGCGAGAACUCGAAGACGAUCCUGAUCGUGAUAAGGACGAUGAUGAAGACAUGGAGACAAAACGAAGAAGGAUACUCGAAGAAACUAGAGACAUCGAUGCGGACUCAGAUGGAGAUGAUACAGAAAGCAGCGACGAGGAAAGUGACGAAGAAGAUGAGACGGCAGAGCUGAUGCGUGAACUCGAGAAAAUCAAAAAGGAAAGAGCUGAGCAAAAAGCACGGGAAGAAGCAACACAGGCUCAAGAGGCAGAAGACCAGCGAGAACGAGAUAUUGCACUUGGUAAUCCGCUCCUCAAUCCAAAGGCAUUCAACGUGAAGCGGAGAUGGGACGACGAUGUGGUCUUCAAGAACCAAGCUCGAGGCACAGAGCAGAAAGGAAACAAGGAGUUUGUCAACGAUCUUCUGAGAUCGGAUUUUCACAAGAAAUUCAUGUCGAAAUAUGUCCGAUAA
Fonsecaea nubica is the source of this 3258-nucleotide messenger RNA. RefSeq lists its product as hypothetical. The coding region runs from base 1 to 3258 and encodes 1085 amino acids. Gene Ontology annotation, cellular component: spliceosomal complex. Gene Ontology annotation, biological process: mRNA splicing, via spliceosome; transmembrane transport. The record is from RefSeq and is a predicted model, not a curated record. Gene Ontology annotation, molecular function: transmembrane transporter activity. NCBI's taxonomy places the organism in Eukaryota, Fungi, Ascomycota, Eurotiomycetes, Chaetothyriales, Herpotrichiellaceae. The transcript has 7 exons.